GUAACACUUCAUCUGAUGAUUCUGAUGGUACCCAAAAUGGUUUCCACACUGUUCCUUCUGGUAAAGAAGAUAUCCGUAACAAAAAUGACGAUGUUGGUCUUGAAACUGAAGCACAAGACGACAAAAAUUCCAACAGUAACCAAAAUUGUGUUGGCGAUGAUGAUGAAAAUGCUCAAACUGAAAACGAGAAUGUAUCACGAAACUCAUUCAAAGACUCGAGUACUAUCCAGGAACGUUCUUCAAAACUUUUGAAUAUGAUCAAUGUCAAUUCUCCUUUACCUCAUAAUUUUUUCUUCAAGAGGCGGACUGCUGGUAGCACAUCUUCGCCAUCUGGCGGAAGGAUAAGAAAACUUAUGUUCAACUUCUUUCAAAAGCAGACUGUUGAUUUGGCCGAAGAGAUAAGCGAGGAUGAUAUCUUAACAUUCUCUAGAGAAAUCCCUAGUCCACUGGCUGUUCCUAAGAGCAGUAUAUUGAAGAGGAAGUUAUCAGAUACUGAUGAUGGCAUAUCGCCUUGUGCCAAGAGAAAGAGAGUGAACUUCAGCGAUCCUUGUCUCACAUCGAAAAAGUUGUUCAUCAAAGAUGAUUUUCAUCCCAGCUUGGAGGCAAAACGCCUUUUUGAUCCCGUUCCUGAUACAAAAUCGAACGAAAAUAUUAAAGACAUUUUUGACAUCCCAGAUGAUAGUAGUUCUGAUCAGUUGUCAGAAACAGAAAAUAUUGAAACCGAACCUAGUCUCGACAUGCUCAAUCCGAUGAUUUUGCACAAAGAUAGGCCCAUCUACCCCAAGUUGAUAGACUGCAAGGAUGAUGUACUUGUCAUUCUGAAGAGAGUGACCAGUCCUAUGUUCAUACCCACAUUAACUAACAAACUGAAGAAUAAGAAUAUAAGAACGGUGGGAGAAUUGGCACAGCAAAGUGAAGCAGAAAUUAACAGGUUCCCAUUCAAGGUGCCAGUGGUGGCAAAUGUUUACAAAGCACUAGACAAUUACUACAAAAAGAAAGGAGGUGUGGUGCAUGGAGAGUCUGGAGCCGAUCGAAAAGUUAAUGGUAUCAAGGAAUCUCAUAAGAAGGUUGUUGCCGAAGUUUCAAGCACAAUUAUUCCGAAAUUGGAUGUUGCCUCAGAGAUGAAGAUUUUGAUGCAGAGGGCAGCCAAAGAGAACUACCCAUUAGAAGAUCUAGCAAAUAUUGUAGUCAGUUCAUUGGACAAACAAAAAGUGAUAUCGUUGGUAAAGGGACAUCAGUCUUCAAUAUGUGUAACAGACUUUCUGGAAGAAUCUGAUCAUAAUUCAGUCUUGAAGCAUAUAUCCGAUCGAACAACCAUAUCCGAUGUUCUAAAUAGGAUCUGUGACAGUCGUUCUACAGAUGAAGCUGAAGAGUUUUUGGAUGGGAUUGCAAAUUAUGCCUCAUCAACAGUACCUUUGGAGAAAUUGUUAAGAGGACAAAAUGUGGAAAAACUUAUUGAAGUAGGAAUCCAACAGAAGAAUUCCACUGAGGAAGAAGUUAUUACAAAAUGUCUUUUACCUCUCAUCAAAAACCCUAGUGAUAUUUCCCCCUACUUGAAAUCAUUGUCGAUGGCUGAUUUUGCCGAUAUUGUUACCAAUAGGUUGGAUACAGAAAAUCUUGGAGAAUUUUUGAGUAGGAUAAAAGAAUCAUAUCCAGAAACUUUUUCCAAAGCUGUUUGUGAUAAUUGUCUAGUUUCGCCGGGAGACAUCACUACUUCUUUCAAAAGUGCUCUAGAAUUGUUUACUGGUGACCAGAAAAUCCAAAUGAUAGACAUGUUCAGGUUGAUUAGUGAGAACUUAGAUGUAAGCACUUUACUGAAUCUGCACGUGGAGUUCCUGAAAAGGAUACCCACUGCAUUAGAGGGUCAAGAAAAAUAAGUUUUUGUAUCGAUUUUUUAUAUAUUCUUUAUAUUUUUAAUUCUCAAAGACUGCAUUUGUAUUUUGUAUAUAUAUGAUCAUUAUAUCAGUAGAGUA
Leptinotarsa decemlineata (Colorado potato beetle) is the source of this 1973-nucleotide messenger RNA. Its product is annotated as telomere-associated protein RIF1. The record is from RefSeq and is a predicted model, not a curated record. Lineage: Eukaryota; Metazoa; Arthropoda; Insecta; Coleoptera; Chrysomelidae.